This is a messenger RNA of Acanthoscelides obtectus, 357 nucleotides long. The record is from the annotation of a GenBank genome assembly. NCBI's taxonomy places the organism in Eukaryota, Metazoa, Arthropoda, Insecta, Coleoptera, Chrysomelidae.
AUGGUAGGCUUGACAACCGAUGGCGCUCCAGCUAUGCUGGGUCGUGAUAAGGGUCUUGUAGGUAUGUCAAGAAAGAAAAAUGAAAAGCUGACUGACGCUGAACUUCCAUACUUCGCUGAGAAUUUAGACGAAAUAUCUUCACCAGAUGAAUUAAGUACUGCCUCUGGAGAGUCAUCUUCAGAAGAACAUCCAGUUCACAACAGUGGAGAGUCAGACAAAUCGUAUAAGCCGUCGUCUAGUUCUGAUGAAAAUACUCAAAAUGAAAGUAGCGAAACUGAAGAAGAAGAAGGAAAUAUUACUGCGGAAAGCUCAGGCGAACAAGCUUAUAUUCCUGCUAUGAAUGGUAGUAUGAAAUGA